Galeopterus variegatus (Sunda flying lemur) is the source of this 597-nucleotide messenger RNA. RefSeq names its product C-type lectin domain family 9, member A (gene CLEC9A). Bases 1 to 597 code for a protein of 198 amino acids. Gene Ontology annotation, cellular component: membrane; cell surface. The transcript has 5 exons. NCBI's taxonomy places the organism in Eukaryota, Metazoa, Chordata, Mammalia, Dermoptera, Cynocephalidae. The record is from RefSeq and is a predicted model, not a curated record. Gene Ontology annotation, biological process: receptor-mediated endocytosis.
AUGCAUGAGGAAGAAAUAUACACCUCUCUUCAGUGGGAUAAUCCAACACCAAACCCUUGCCAGAAACGUCCAUCUUCCACCAAAUGUUCAGGAACAUGGUGUCUUGUGAUUGUGAUUUCAUGUGUUUUCUGCGUGGGCUUAUUAGCAACAUCUAUUUUCUUGAGCAUCAAAUUGUUCCAGGUGUCUGCUGUUGCAACGAAGCAGCAAGAAAAACUCAACCAACAGGACAGAGAAUUGUUAAACUUCAUACAGUGGAAGAGAAACCAUGCCCUUCAGAUGAAAUACUGCCAAACCUUGAUGCAAAGCUCUUUCAGUUCAGCUUAUAACUGCAGUCCUUGUCCAGACAACUGGAUUCAGAAUGGAAAAAGUUGUUAUUAUGUCUUUGAAAAUUGGAAAAUUUGGCACACCAGUGAAGAGGAUUGUUUAAAGGAGGGCUCCAAUCUUCUACAAAUAGACAGCAAAGAAGAAAUGGAUUUCAUCACUGGAGACUUGAGGAAGAUCAAGAGGGGCUAUGAGUACUGGGUGGGGCUGUCUCAGGACGACCUCAGCAGACCUUGGCUUUGGCAAGACGGUUCCCCUCUCUCUCCUGACCUGUAA